AAAUUGCCACGAAUUCUCUUCCUCGUGUUCUCUGCAGAACUGAAACAAUGACGAUUCUUCAUUUGAAACUGAUGUACGUGUUGGUCACUUUUAAACAUGGAGCAGAACGACAUCACAGUGAUGUGCCGAUCACGUUCUGGCAACACGGAUUUCCUGUAAAAGUCUACAGUGAACAGAACAUCGAAUUUAUGGAAAUCAGCUUUAUGUAUCGUUGCGGGAAUCGUACUACUGGAUUUACAGAAUACAUCCAGCCUACGACUCGCGUGUUAGCCAACGAUCAGCUCAUUAAAAUAUGCAAAGGUGACACAGGCACCUGCAAACGGUAUGGAAAAAGAAGAAAACAGAAAUUACAAGGGCUGAAAGGAAAAGAAGUAGUGGUAUCUUACAGUUCUGAACGUCAUUUUCAAAUUGACAAAUUCCGUAAAGCAUUUUCACGUCAAUAUCUAGACUUACUUAGUGAUUGUCUGCAGAUGAGCGUUGACGUGAAAUUGGACGAAAGAAGCACAGAUCUGGCAUUAAUCACUGAUAUUAUCCUCAAAGAUUACAUGGUUUAUACUCCUCCCAUAUUCGAUACUUCUACGUAUUACGCUAUUCGAGCCGCGAGACCCUUGGACAAAGCAGUUUCGCUGGUAAAGCCGUUUGCCUGGACGAUUUGGAUGUGUCUGUCGAUCACGUUGCCUCUGUUUCUCAUUUCUGCAUACGUACUGUUGAGACAGGAGGCGAGACUUCGGAACUUGAAUCCACCUCCGUUUUCCACCUUCUUCUGGAUUAUAAUAAGAAGUUUUCUGCGUCAAGAUACCGAUAUCGAUAACGUCUAUCUGGAAACCUUCCGUCUGAUGAUUGGAUGUUGGUUAUUGAUGACGUUCGUGCUGACAUCAGGCUAUUUAGGCAUUUUGCCAUCUUUCAUGAUGUAUCCGGGAACCGAAGACAUCCCGAAAAAUUUUAUUCAGUUGGGAAAAGCAGUGAGAGAAAACAGAUAUAAACCAUUGAUUUUCUUUAUGUCUGAUGAAACAUCUAUUUUCAACUUUUAUCAGAACUAUCUUCCUGCGGCUUCACGUUUUAAAAAUUUUAACGUAAAACUCAGUAACAUCGAAAUCGUCGACACUUUCAUAAAAUCCCUCAUUUCUAAUCCUGCUGAAAAGUCUUUAUUUGACUCCAAACCCGCACUUUCUAAAAUUCUCGACGAAGCAUAUUGCCUGUUGGCUUCUAAAAGGGUUCUGGAUUCGUUGAUUAUGCAUUGGGGAAAGGAAAAGUUUUACGUAUCUUUGGACAAUCUGUAUACGAACUUCCGCUUUCUUCAGAUUAACACCAAGCGCUUCAAUUACGCUCGAGAAGUCACGAAUAUGGUGAAUUUACUGGCACAAAGUGGCAUACCCGAUAAAAUAAAGAAAGACGAAGAAGAGGAUAUCAGAAGAAAAUACGAAUUUUUUAAGACAAAUGUAGAAGAAAGUGAAAACGAACCUCUGAAAGUAGAAGACAUUAUGGGUCCACUCUACUUAUUGUUAGCCGGGUAUGUGGUUUCUACUUUGACCCUCGUCGCCGAAAUCAUUACUCAUAAGAUGAAAGUCAGAAAACAGCGACUAAAGAUUGACGUAGAAAAUGCAAGAAAUCACUAAAAUUCAAUUCGUAUGGCAUUGCUAAAAUACAAUUUCACGUAUCAAAUGUUCUUAAAUUUUUUUCCAACUAUAUUUAAUAACGAUGUUUUUAAUGAGAUUUCAGUACAUUGAAAUUAUUAAACUAUAUAAAUACAAAUAUUUUCCCAGCCUUUUCCAGCUACGAGUGUUAUUGAAGUGUUUUCGAGUUGACUGAGCAGCCGUUUUAUAAUCGAGUAUUAACGGGUUUGAACGUGAAAUAAAAUUUUAUAAUUACGAAUUCUUGGAUCGACUUGAAAAAUUAAUUAAAUAAAAUGUGAUAAGAGAUGGCGUCACCAAAUACUGCCUGGAAAGUUAAGCAACUCGUUCCAAUCCGUUAGUAGUUCGAUCUUAAAGGUGGCUGCUUAGUCAGCACAACACGUUUGAUUAUAAAUAGUUGCAAUCAGGAAGGAUCUAGGAUUUUUUUGGGUCUAGGGUUUAUUGAAGUCCAAUGGGACCCCACUUGAUAGAUUAAGAAUUUUUAAAUUGGGGUUUAAAAUUCACUUUUUAUAAGAUCAAAAUCAGAGUUGAAAUAUACGAGGGGAAGUCAAAAAGUUCUCGGAAUUGUGAUCCUGCACUGUAGUGGC
Molecule: messenger RNA, 2218 nt
Organism: Centruroides sculpturatus (bark scorpion)
Lineage: Eukaryota; Metazoa; Arthropoda; Arachnida; Scorpiones; Buthidae
Exons: 10
Coding region: 48-1616 (522 amino acids)
Source: RefSeq, a predicted model, not a curated record